Molecule: messenger RNA, 627 nt
Organism: Uloborus diversus
Lineage: Eukaryota; Metazoa; Arthropoda; Arachnida; Araneae; Uloboridae
Product: protein FAM200C-like
Exons: 2
Coding region: 1-627 (208 amino acids)
Source: RefSeq, a predicted model, not a curated record
AUGGAAAAAUUCUUGGUUAGAGAAGGCUCAUCAGCUGCUAAGUCUGCGACUGAAUGUACUGAUACAAAUGGACCUCCAAGCAAAAAGGCUAAGUCGCUGAUUAGGCAGUACAAGGAAGGAUGUCUGGCUUUCGGCAAAAACAUCGAUUACUUCAAGCGAUUGCAGGAAGAUAACUCAAAGUCAAGUUCCUUCAUGAAAUCGAGCGCAAAAGUUUCUGAAAGGGCUCAAGAGGUCAGCUAUAAUUUUGCACGGUUAAUAGCCAAAACGAAAAAUCCAUACGCUAUUGUUGAAACGCUUAUUUUACCAGCGUGCAAAGAAAAUGUACGGGGAAUGCUAGGACCCGUAGCAGAGAAGGAGGUGUUUCGAGUGCCACUUUCUGACGACACUAUCAGGAGACGAAUUGAUGACAUGUCGGGUGACAUAGAAGCAACAUUGGUAGAGAAAUUACGAGUAGCUGGAAAAUUUGCAUUUCAAGUUGAUGAAUCAACAGGCAUCGGAAGCAGUGCACAAAUCAUAGCCAGUGUGCGCUUUGUUGAUGAGAGACGCAUUAAAGACCAUUAUCUUUUCUGCAAAGAACUUCCUCGACGUGCAACCGGUGAUGAGAUAUUCCGCGUUACAGAUGAAUAG